This is a messenger RNA of Vicia villosa (hairy vetch), 366 nucleotides long. RefSeq lists its product as uncharacterized. Gene Ontology annotation, molecular function: structural constituent of ribosome. Lineage: Eukaryota; Viridiplantae; Streptophyta; Magnoliopsida; Fabales; Fabaceae. Gene Ontology annotation, cellular component: ribosome. The record is from RefSeq and is a predicted model, not a curated record. Bases 1 to 366 code for a protein of 121 amino acids. The transcript has 3 exons. Gene Ontology annotation, biological process: translation.
AUGAAUCUUAAUAUCUCGGUAUCUUCUCCACCGGUUAUAGAAGUGUCUGAUCAAGAUAUCGAUGCUACCAUUUCCAUAGAUUUAAUCAUUGAUGUUCUGGAAGCCGGCAAAGUCAUACCUGUUACAUGCAUCUCUGUGAUUGGUGAUCUAGAUGUGAAUGUUUUUUUGAAUGAUUUGUUUUACGUCUCUGUUUAUUUGAUAAAAUCGAAUUAUGAAAUUGAUAAUAAAAGUCUAAUGAUUCCACACAAGACAAAGCGCGGAGAGGCUGCACUUGCUAGAUUAAAAGUAUAUGAGGGAAUUCCUCCACAUUCUGCCAGGUUUACUAGUUUAGCAAGUAAACUAGUGAAGUUAGUUAAGAGUAACUAA